Messenger RNA from Falco peregrinus (peregrine falcon), 1132 nucleotides. RefSeq names its product ubiquitin C-terminal hydrolase L1 (gene UCHL1). Gene Ontology annotation, biological process: protein deubiquitination; ubiquitin-dependent protein catabolic process. The coding region runs from base 122 to 796 and encodes 224 amino acids. The record is from RefSeq and is a predicted model, not a curated record. NCBI's taxonomy places the organism in Eukaryota, Metazoa, Chordata, Aves, Falconiformes, Falconidae. Gene Ontology annotation, cellular component: cytoplasm. The transcript is spliced from 9 exons. Gene Ontology annotation, molecular function: cysteine-type deubiquitinase activity.
UGGGCGGCUCCGCACCGCAGCGUCGACGGCGGUAGGGGGCUGCGAGAGAGGUGUCGCGGGGGACAUCGUCGUGCCUGAGGCGCAGCCAGCCUUCUUCCCGGCUCUUCGGCGCCCUGCAGCCAUGGCCUGGCAGCCUAUGGAGAUCAACCCCGAGAUGCUGAACAAAGUGCUGUCCCGCCUGGGGGUGGGUCCCGGCUGGCGCUUCGUGGACGUGCUGGGCUUCGAGGAGGAGGCGCUGGGCGCCGUGCCGGCGCCGGCCUGCGCACUGCUGCUGCUCUUCCCCCUCACCGAGCAGCAUGAGAACUUCAGGAAACAACAGACUGAGAAAAUAAAGGACCAAGAAAUCAGUUCCAAGGUGUAUUUCCUGAAGCAGACAGUCAGUAACUCCUGUGGGACAAUUGGUCUGAUACAUGCAGUUGCUAAUAAUAAAGACAAACUGAAGCUUGAUGAGGGAUCUGCCCUGAAGAAGUUUCUUGAUGAAACGGCUGAUCUGUCUCCUGAAGAGAGAGCUAAGCAUUUUGCAAAUAAUAAGGCUAUACAAGAAGUCCACAACUCUGUUGCACAAGAAGGACAAUGUCGGAUUGAGGACAACAGUGUGAACUUCCACUUCAUCCUGUUUGUCAAUGUGGACGGACAUCUGUAUGAAUUGGAUGGGCGUAUGCCAUUUCCUGUAAACCAUGGCACAAGCUCAGAUGACUUGCUGUUGAAGGAUUCUGCUAAGAUCUGCAGACAAUUUACAGAACGUGAAAAAGGAGAAGUUCGUUUUUCUGCUGUGGCUUUUUGCAAGUCUGCCUGAGACUGAAGAGAUGCAAGGAAAGCAGUCUAAUAGCACACCAGUAAAUGCAGUUUAAACUCCAGUGCUUCAGUACUUGUUAAACACAGCUGUUCUGGUAACUUAAAUUGUUUCCACCUUUUGCUAUACACAGGAGCAACAUCAGCUGAGCUUAUGGUAAAGGAUGAGCUCAAGUUUUAAUGUGAACAGUUUGGACACAUCAGAUGUCUUUAGAUUUUUUUCACAUGUUAAGUAGAAAAAGCUUAACGGGGCUUGUUUAAUCUGUGUUAUGUUAAUUGAGCUGUUGGUUGAUAUUUCCUUGUCCUUAAUGAGAAUAAAAUGUUCUGCUGGAAGACUAAA